UUCUUGCUCUGACCCUGAUGGCCCCUCGGAAGGACCUGAACGUGCUCCCUGCUCCUCUCUCUGCUGCUCAGAAAAUUCUCGGUGUCUUUGGUUUUCAUCUGUGUGGUCACUAGCUGCCGAGAGAGAAUCCAGCACUGGCAGAAGGUGGAUGACGACUACAGUGCCCUUCAGGAAAGACUCAGUGUGCUGCCUGACAGGCUGUCUUACAACAUCAUGGUGCCAUUCGGCCCCUUUGCCUUCAUGCCUGGAAAACUCGUCCACACCAAUGAAGUCACUGUUUUACUUGGGGACAACUGGUUUGCAAAGUGCUCCGCGAAGCAGGCUGUGGGCCUGGUCCAGCACCGGAGAGGACGUACGUACCAUCACACACGCUUCCCUGACGUGAGGAAGACAGUCGACGACCUCAAAAAGGUGAUGAGAAACUUUGAAUCCAGAGUUGAAUUUACAGAAGAUUUGCAGAAAAUGAGUGAUGCUGCAGGUGAUAUUGUUGACAUAAGAGAAGAAAUUAAAAGCGGCUUUGAAUUUAAAGCAAAACAUCGAAUUGCUCAUAAACCUCACUCCAAACCCAAAACUUCAGAUAUUUUCGAAGCAGAUUUUGCAGAUGAUAUAAAAUCCAAGGAUUUGCUUGCUGACCAGGAACUGUGGGCUCGGCUUGAAGACCUGGAGAGACAAGAAGAGUUGCUGGGUGAACUUGACAGCAAGCCUGAUACUGUGAUUGCAAAUGGAGAAGACACAGGGUCUUCCGAAGAGAGGGAAGACCCGGGCGGCAGUGUGGAUACGGCACGUCCGGGGCCCGAGGCUGCGGCUCCCAGCUGUCGUCUCGGGGACGCCACCAGUUCAGAACUGCGCCGUGGGCAGGAGGGCAGUCUCUCGAGCGCCUCGGUGAACGGCUCGCACUCCUGCCGCAGCCGUGAAGAUGACGACGGCGACAGCGAUGGCAGCGAGGACGAUGAAAGUGUCCUCGAUGCCUUGGGGGCUGGAGACUGUUCUGUGCCAACAAUAUACUUUUCUCACACCGUCGAACCUAAGCGGGUUCGAAUAAAUACUGGGAAAAAUACCACUUUAAAAUUCAGUGAGAAGAAGGAGGAAGCCAAACGGAAGCGAAAGAACAGUUGCGGCGGUGGCCACCCUGCCCCGGAGCUGCCCACCAUUAGGACCCCCGCCGACAUCUACAGGGUCUUCGUGGACCUCGUGAACGGGGAGUACGUGCCCCGGAAGUCCAUCCUGAAGUCACGCAGCCGGGAGAACAGCGUCUGCAGCGACACCAGCGAGAGCAGCGCCGCCGACUUCGAGGAGCGGCGUGGGCUGCUGCGGAGCCUCAGCUGCGAGGACGCCUGCAGCGACCCCUGCGACAGCAUUCUGGAGGAGGGGCUGCCUCCCGCGUCGGGGGCCCCUGAGGCCUUUUCUGGGACCGUCAUAGAAAAAGAGCUGUCGCCCUGCCUGACCCCACACCCGGCCGCGGCCCACCCUGCGCUGCCCGCGAUUCCUGAGCGGAAGGAGCUGGUGUCGGAAGCAUCAGACGCUGUGAAGAGGGUUUCCAAGUUCAAAGCUGCCAGAUUGCAGCAGAGAAACUAGGCCCUGCCUAGGAAAUGGGGUUCGUGUCCUGAACCCAGUCUGCGCUGGUUCAGCACACACUGCAAAUGCGUCCGCGCGGCUGGAGCCCAAGUGUCCUGAGUUAACUGGGAAGCAAGUUCCGCUGCUUUCGGCGGCAUCCGGAGGUCAGCGACUGCGGUACCGACUGUCCAGCCCGUGUGGCCGCUCUGAGCACGGUCCCCUCUGGCCGGUUCGCCUAGAGGCGCGGUGCGGCUGCUCGGGCUCCUCCGGGUGCUGUCCGCUGCUGGACACGCGGUCCUGUGCCGCCGGGCGUGCACACCACGCGGCCGGGUCGGGCCUCGGAACGCCCAGACAGCAGUUCUGUUACUUGCUUUAGCAUUUCAAAGGCACUUUAAAAAAUCUACUUGUGAGUUUUGCAGCUAGGUGGCUGUUCACCGCCCUUCCCCGUGACGGUCACUGUCAUCUCGACGGCAGGAAGUGCGCUGUGGCCUGGGGGAAAGUCGCUUUGUCGGAAGA
Molecule: messenger RNA, 2070 nt
Organism: Molossus molossus (Pallas's mastiff bat)
Lineage: Eukaryota; Metazoa; Chordata; Mammalia; Chiroptera; Molossidae
Gene: URI1
Product: URI1 prefoldin like chaperone
Exons: 11
Coding region: 214-1575 (453 amino acids)
Biological process (GO): negative regulation of phosphatase activity; negative regulation of transcription by RNA polymerase II
Molecular function (GO): phosphatase inhibitor activity; chromatin binding; transcription corepressor activity
Source: RefSeq, a predicted model, not a curated record